This is a messenger RNA of Bombus impatiens (common eastern bumble bee), 3893 nucleotides long. RefSeq names its product serine/threonine-protein phosphatase 4 regulatory subunit 4. The record is from RefSeq and is a predicted model, not a curated record. Gene Ontology annotation, molecular function: protein phosphatase regulator activity; protein binding. The transcript has 16 exons. Lineage: Eukaryota; Metazoa; Arthropoda; Insecta; Hymenoptera; Apidae. Gene Ontology annotation, cellular component: protein serine/threonine phosphatase complex; cytosol. The coding region runs from base 160 to 3828 and encodes 1222 amino acids.
AGCCCAGUUUAGUUGUCAUCUACGUUCGGUCGUGUUGUUUUUAUUGCGUCAAGUGCGUCAUGAGAGUGCGUACGCGUGUAUCGUCGUUCACGUAAAGAAAUUAGUAUAUCGGUCCUCGCUGCUUUCUCGUGCGAUCGUUGAAUAAAAUGCGCUUUGAAAAUGUUGCAAGAGGAAGCUCUGUACAAGAGCACAUCUCCACGGAAAGGCGAUGAAAUUCAAAAACUCAAUUUUAUACAAACAUUACCAAGCCUCUUAGCCACAGACUCAGAAUCAUGUAUAACACGCGUGAUACCAAAAGUGCAGCAGUCACUGGCUACAGCAUCCACGGAAUUCCAUAUUGCAGCUUCAACAACAUUCAAAACGAUUCUAGAGCAGAAACUUGUGAACCAUAAUGUCUUCAGUCGAACAUUCCUUCAAAGUAUCUUAGAUUCCCUUGAAAAGCGUGAUCCAGUUAUCUGUCAUGCAUGGCUGGAGACCUUACUGGAUGUGAUAGAGUUACUGCCGGUAGAAGUCAUAAGAAAGCAGAUUCUGCCAUUGACUGUAAGCAAAGGGCAAUUGUCACAACCUAUCCACUCCAGGAUAAUAUGCAGCAAGAUAUUAGGAAAGAUUUGUACAAGAUUUGAAUCUGCUCUGAUACAGAAGGAAGUUCUACCAAUGGUACACUCCCUCUGUCAGGAUGUAAAUAGUGAAGUACGAGCUAGUAUCUGCUUGCAGCUACGUUUUGUUGCUGAAGGCCUUGGUGCUGAGUCUGUAAAAUCUGCUUUGCUACCAUCUUUCGUAGAAUUAGCAAGUGAUGAAGAAAGCAAUGUAAGAUGCGCCUCUGUACAAACAAUAGCGUAUUUGCUACCUCAUCUUCAGGAAGAUACAAUAAAAACUACCAUAGUGCCACUUGUUAAGAAAUUAUGUGAAAAUACACAAUCUGUACAGUCAGACGAUAACGUGAUAUGCGUCAUUGCCCAAGAAUUUGGAAAAAUUGUACUCGGCCUAGAAACAUGCUUAUUACCUACGGAAAAAACAUGGUUCUUAAAAUAUUUUCAACAACUUGCACAAAUGGGUAUCGUCUUAAUGAAAAAAGAAUCCAAGCCUCAUCUUCCAUUUAUGAAUAUUAAUUUUGACGAAGACGAAAAAUAUGUAGAAUGCAGAAGGUGUUGCGCGUUUAAUUUGCCAGCAAUGUUCAUCUUUGUAUCAAAUUCCGUGGAUGAUACAGAUGCAUUACUUCUUACAUUCACUGCAUUGGCGAGUGAUCACUAUUAUUUGGUUCGGAGAACUGUAGCGUGUGGAAUCCAUGAAGUGGCCAAGGUGUUAGGUCCAAAAAGUGGACGGAUAAAAACAGAUCUAAUAAAAUUAUUGAAAGAUAACUCUGAAGAAGUUUUACAAGGUUUAAUUCCUCAUAUAGGAUUAACGCUUGAUUGCUUGGCUGAAAGUCAAAUUAUUGGAGUAGAUAAAAUGGAUUCCACUGUUAUGGAAAUCGGUAGAGCUCUAUUGAAAUGUGAGUCGGAAAUAGCAGCUACACAUAAUUGGAGAUUAGUGUCUUCAAUGCAUUCACAACUUGAGAUAUUGCCUAAAUACUUCCCAAGUGACUUUAUAUAUUCAUAUUUUGUGCCAAUGGCCUUUUUUAGAAUAUUACACGCUAGGCCAAUACCCGUUCGACUCUCCGCAGGAACUCUAUAUCUUUUCCUUUUACGUUAUAACAUGAAACCUAUGCAAAGGGUAGAACUUCGUAGCAAAUUGUAUUCAGAUUUGGCUAGUAAUCCGAAUUGUUAUGUGAGAAUGAUGUUCGUUCGUAUGAUGAUAGAGGCUUUGGAAAUUUUUUCUUCUGCAUAUUUCAAGGAACAUUUUUUUACUGCUUUAUUGAACUUGGCAGAAGAUCCCGUAGCUAACAUAAGAAUGAAAGUAAUUUCUCUGUUGCCUCAGUUAAAAAGUAUGCUGCGGAUGCCGGCCGAUAAAAAAUUAUUCACUUUGUUAGAAUCAACUAUAACGCAUUUAAUAAAUAGCGAAAAGGAUAGAGAUGUACUAGCCGAGUUGUCAUCCGUUAUAAAAAAAUUGGAUGAUAUAUCGCUUAAAUACGAAGGUCGAGCUGCAUCUGGAGCAGUUUCAAAACAGGGCACUGAAGAUAUUAGAAAGUUAGAGGAAGAGAAAAGAUUAUCAGGAAUGGCAAAUGGGAAAUCUCCAGCCGGAGGUGCUACAAUAAAGAAAGGGGGGUGGCGUCAUGCGACUGCCGAUUCCUCGUCAAAAACGAUGCCGCAAACAUCAUCGAAAGAUAGCAUAGGCUCACCUCGCCAAUCAAGCGACGGAUCAAAAGCGAGAAUUCAACUAACACAUCCUUGGGAAAGAAUAGGGCAUACCAACUCAAACAUUAGUACAACCCAUACUAACUUUGACAAUGGAUCGUGCAGUGAUUAUCUAAUGCAAAAGGCUCAGCAGAGUCGAUCGAAAUUAGCAUUGCCAUUUAUAUUGUGGCCGGAAACGUGCGAAUGCGACUAUGCGGAAGAAUACGCUUUCCAUUCUUGUCCCUCGUCCGAUUACGCGAGGUCUGUCUUCUUGGCGAUCAUGAGAGAGAAUCGGCGAAGAUCGCAGCAAAAUUUCCUACUAACCCGAGACUAUGCCCGCGAGUUUUCCACUAACAUUGCCAGCAAGGACACUGCCACUGUAAGAACGCUUGCAGCUCACUAUAACUCUUGUUGGCCUUGUAGAUCUAUGCCGGAGAUACCGGUAAUGCUGUCGGAUGACGAAUUCCUGGUAGACGCUGGUAUCAGGAUACCGGUACAGUUCUCUCAAAGCACCUCUAAGAUACCGCAUCUGCAAGAUUCCAUGUUUGGCAAGAGAAGAACUUCGUUCAACGUGAAUCAUGCUCGGCCUACCAGUAUGAAUUUCGACAAGGGAAAGCCUAAGAGAAACUCUUCCGUUGAAUACGAAGAUUGCAUGAAACGAAGAACGAAUGCCGAUCAGACAGACGAUGUCAGAACUUCCAUCGAUUGCGAGGACGGAUUGAGACUGGUAAAAGAAAAUCAACAGCUGGGUAAGAAGGAUCCUGUAUACGUUGGCCCUUUGAUGAGAUCUAGAUUUGGAUUCGGUGUGAAUCAGGAGAGAACGCUGGACGACAAGAUGAAACGACGAAAUUCGUUAAUAAUGGAUAAAGACAAGCCGAAGAUUGUGCAGUCAAAGUGCACGUUGGACAGAACUAAAAGGAACUCGGCCAAUUUCGACAAGGGAAAGCCCAAGAGAAAUCUCUCCGCCGAGUACGAGGAUGGUAUAAAACGGAGAACCAACGGAACUAAUCAAGCGAAAGAUAUAAGAUUACGAUCGAUCGAUUACGAGGAUGGUUUGAGUCUAGUGAAGGAGAAUCAACAGCUCGACAAGAAGGAUCCAUUAUAUCUUGGGUCUCUGAUGAGAUCUAGGUUCGGGUUCAGCGUAAGUCAGGAUAGGUCGAUGGACGAUAAAAUGAAACGGCGGAACUCACUGAUAAUGGAUAAAGACAAGCCUAAAAUCAUACAGUCAAAGUGUAUGCUGGACAGGACUAAACGACACUCUGCGAAUUUUAGUUUAAAGAUGCUGGAUACGAAAGAGACUAAGCCUAUCUUGAAGGCUCAGCAUAGCUUAGACGUGGCCGACUAUACAUCUUCGGAACGUUUAAGCCGGGCUCUGAGACGAUAUUCGACCUUAGACGUGAAUCAUAAUCAGGGACAUAGUAAAAUACCCUUAAGAAAUUUUGUACGUCGUAGUAGAACCGCACCAGCUACCAGGGCUUCCAGCCCCGUAGGUUCGCAAUUAAGGUACGAGGAGAUCGACAAGCUGCGCCGAAAGUUCGAGGAGUACCAAUUGUGUUAGUGUAAUUACACAGAACGCAUUUAAGGUAUCGAGAAAUUAAAAUCUCCAUGUAAAAGGAGGGGGGG